AUCAAGACAAAAACGCACGACCCCAACUGAACUGUCAUUUAAUUUAUUUAAUUGUAAAUUCUCUCAUUUUUCGUGUGUGCAUCUGUUCAAUUAUUACUCAAAACAAUGGCAUCCGAAGCCGCUAAAGAUCAAAAACCAAAUGAGAAAAUCAUCCAGGAAUUUCAAUUGUUACGAAACGAACAACGAAGUUUGGUAGACAACCUCAACACCCUAGAAAUGGACCUUAAAGAACACAAAACUGUGAUAGAAACGCUGAAAUUAGUUGAUGAAGAACGAAAAUGCUUCCGAUUGAUUGGAGGUGUACUCUGCGAGCGAACAGUCAAAGAUGUGCUGCCACAAUUGUUGGAAAACAAAGACUUCAUCGAGAAAACCAUCACAGUGAUAAAUGAGGAUCUCGCCAAGAAGGGACAACAAAUCAAUAAGUUCAAACAGGACCACAACAUCCGAAUUCGUGGCGAGCAAUUGCCCGACAGCAAAGAGGAAGAUAAAAAAGCAUCCGAACCAUCCUCCUCAUCGAGCAAUGCCAAUCGCAAUGUCUUGGUCUCGAAUUAAAAUCAAAAUCAACAAAUUUAAAAUAAAAAUCACUUUCUAUAUCCUCUUAGCGAGUGAUGCGAGUUGGACGUGGCGGUCGAUGCUGUCAAUGGCAGAAAAUAACGUUACACUUUUCCAUAAGUCAUUGCCUCCAAUUUUUAACUUAACUUAAAGUUUUCUGUUCUUUCUUCAUUUUUAUUUUAUUUACUUUUUCGAUUAUAACAGCAUUAUAAUAAUAUUUUUCAUUAUAUCUUAUUGUAUUAACUCUCAGCGAUGUCUCAUUUAUUGCAAACGUUUUUUGAAAAAAAAUUAUUAACAAUUAAUAUUUAAAGCGUUGUUAGAUCAAGGUGUUUGCCUUAAGGCGGAAAAUAGUAAAGGAAGCCAAAUGAUGAAAAAAAAAGAAGAAAAUUUAACUUUUUAAGGUAGAGAAACACUUGCUUUUUUUUAUAAAAUUUCAUAUUUAAUGAUAUUUUUUUUAAAUGCAUAUUUAAAUAUAUAAAAUUAGAAUCACGCGCAUAUAACCGAAUUAUUUGCAGAACGUAUGUUGUAUUUUUGAGGUUCCAUUAAUAAUGGCAAAUUCAACAAUAAAAAAGAUAUUUGUUUAUAGAAAAAAAAAA
Messenger RNA from Eupeodes corollae, 1148 nucleotides. It is a transcript of the gene Pfdn2, whose product is annotated as probable prefoldin subunit 2. Gene Ontology annotation, cellular component: cytoplasm; prefoldin complex. The record is from RefSeq and is a predicted model, not a curated record. The transcript is spliced from 2 exons. Gene Ontology annotation, biological process: protein folding. The coding region runs from base 106 to 552 and encodes 148 amino acids. Gene Ontology annotation, molecular function: protein folding chaperone. NCBI's taxonomy places the organism in Eukaryota, Metazoa, Arthropoda, Insecta, Diptera, Syrphidae.